AAUAUUAGAAACAACUUCACGUUACUCUGUUGCAAAAAAUAUAUUGUAUGUGUUUGAUACUGGGUCGUAGUUAUGCGAGUUACUGUAUGUUAGCUAGUUGACUUGCUAGCUUUGGUGACAGUCGUGGCUAGCUAGCUUGCUAACAACUUGGUUACAACGAGUUUACAAGGAAUAUACUGUACAUCACAUGGCCAAAAGUAUGUGGACACCUACUCGUUGAACAUCUCAUACCAAAAUCAUAGCCCAUUAGCAUUAAUAUGGAGUUGGUUCCCCCUUUGCUGCCGUAGUAGCCUACACUCUUCUGGGAAGGCUUUCCACUAGAGCAUUAGUGAGGUCCGGCACUGAUGUUGGGUGAUUAGGCCUGGCUCGUAGUUGUUGUUCCAAUUCUUCCCAAACGUGGUCGAUGGGGUUUAGAUCAGGGCUUUGUGCAGGCCAGUCAAGUUCUUCCACACCGAUCUCGACAAACCAUUUCUCUAUGGACCUUGCUUUGUGCACAGGGGGAGUUGUCAUGAUAAAAUAGGAAAGGGCCUUCCCCAAACUGUUGCCACAAAGUUGGAAGCACAGAAUCAUCUAGAAUAUCAAUGCAUGCUAUAGCGUUAAGAUUUGCCUUUACUGGAACUAAGCCCAAACCAUGCAAAACAGCCCCGGACCAUUAUUCCUCCUCCACCAAACGUUACAGUUGUAAGUAUGCAUUUGGGUAGGUAGCGUUCUCCUGGCAUCCGGCUAACCCAGAUUCGGCAGUCGGACUGCCAGAUGGUGAAGCGUGAUUCAUCACUCCAGAGAACACGUUUCCACUGCUCCAGUCCAAUGGCGGCUAUCUUUGCACCACUCCAGCUAAAGCUUGGCAUUGUGCAGGGGGAUCUUAGGCUUGUGCGCUGCUGCUGCUCGGCAAUGUAAACUAAUUUCAUGAAGCUCCCUACGAACAGUUAUUUUGCUGACGUUUCUUCCAGAGGCAGUUUGGAACUCGCUAGUCCGGUCUGCAUAAGUGCAGAUACUACUACAUGUGAAAGCAACACUACAAGAGGACGGAAAAUACUAGGAGUAACUGCACAGCACCUUUCCUGACACAUGCUCCAUAUGUUCCUACACUUUCUUUGCUUUGAAGAAAGGAAGAUAUUUGCCUUUCAGAGGUUCCCUCUUUUAUUUACACGUUUAUUUUUUGUCUUUCAACAAAGGAGUCCCAGGUGUGUUGUGACACACAGAACACUGAUUGUAAGAGAUUGCUGUUAUACUGUUUAAAAACUUUUGCACUCUCAUCCUUCAACCACACAACUACAGCUAAUUAUACCAGCAAAUAUAAUAGAACAGAUGAAGAAAGCAACCAAUCUAACCAGCCGUUGAGACACCAUUUGUCUUUAGCAUGCAUUGAAAAGCUGCAUUAUAAUGCGUUUUUCUGCAGUAUCAACAUUUCACUGACCGGAAUUGAAGAUGUCAGAAAUGUAACAGUGGAUUCUACUGCCUUUACUGUCAUGUGACUGUAAUACUAGACACCUUUUUUUUUUUUUUUUUUUCCCAGACAGCCUUUUCACCAGUUUAAUGAGGUGAGCUGUGGUUUUCAGUGACCUCCAUUGAAAUAAAAAGAGGUCUCUGAAUUCAUUUAUUUUCUGCAUGUGUUUGGGUAGAGCCUAAAAUGACUAAGAGCUGGCACUCGUAGUGGCAGGAGAAGAGCCAGAACCUCCUUCCAGCACACUUCUGAUGUCAUAGUGGAACUGUCCCGUUCACACUGACAGGGCUCGAUGCCCCAGAGCUUCCAAUCUCAGCAGACAACCUGCACCUGCCUCUCCCAUUGGGCAAUUCACUUGCCUGUCUACUGAGCCCGCCAAUCAGACCCUUCUGUUUCACAAACGGAUCAAGCAGGUUCCAUGUGUCUUGUCCCCUGACAAAAAAUCCUACCUGCUUCGGGUAGAGUGAUCAGGACGAAUUUGGGGGUAACAACGCGCCUCUGGAUCACCAUUCCAGAUAAUCCCAGAAUCCUGUGACCCGACUCCCAACUUUUCACCCUGGACGACGGGGUCUGCCUCUGGGGAAAGGGGCUGUUCUGUCCUGGAGGAGGAGGAGGGCUCGGCAGUGAGGUGCUGCUCUCCAUCACACACUCUGAGUCAAUCCCACAGAGGAGGCAGAGACUGAGAGGAAGAGGAGAGGACUUCAGAGCCAAAGACUCUGGGAUCCUUGCCAUGAGGUUUGAUGCCUCGAUCCACUGAUAGGAGACACUGGACCUAAAUGGCGCAGCAUGACUUUGUUCCUGCCUGGCUUAACUUCUCCACGCCCCAGCCUGCCAAGUCCCCUGCAGCCAGCCUAGAGAAGCAUGGCGACCCCCAUCACCACCGGAACAGCCGUGCUGCCGUGAGCCGCCGCCGACACAACUCCUCCGAUGGCUUCUUUAACAACGGGCCCCUGCAUGCCCCCGCAGGUGAUGGGUGGCAGCAGCCCUCUCUCCUCCUGAGACAUGACUCUGUGGACUCUGGGGUGGCGAAGGGGGGGCAUGGUGGUCUAGCGGGGGGGUCCUGCUGGAAGGAGGCUCAUCCCACCUGGCACGGGGCGCCACGGGCGGCACAGGACAGGCACCACCACCCGGGGCGCCAACCCAAACGCCAUGGGACGGGAGGAGGGGACAGGCAGGGGGGACACCGGCAGCGCAACGGCAACUUCCAUCCCCGCAAGAGCGCCCCUGGGACCCUCUACCAGGACAAGUUCCCCAAUGAUGAACACAGCAGGGAGGACAAUCUGAAGUUUGUGGAAGAGGACUUUCCCUCCCUUAACCCUGAAACAACUGGAAAGCCUGGGAACCAGAUGAGGCCAGUGGCUCCUCACGCUGGAGUGUGGGAGAACCCGCCUAGUGGCAAACAGAUGGUGUCUAAGAUGCUGGUGAUCAAGAAGGUUUCCAAGGAGGACCCAGGAUGCACUACGUUCUCUACUGGCUUCGCCAGCUCCGGAGCCCCGCCCAUCAAUGGCAGCAAAGCCCUGCCCACCAUUGCUAGCUCUACCCACUCAGUCUAUAAGAACCUGGUGUCCAAGUCUGCCAUGGUGCCCACCAAGCCCCCUCAGUGGAAGCCGAGUGGGAGAGACUCCACCAAGCCUGGCUUCCACCUGUCAGGACGAGACUCUGUCUUCACCAGCCCUGUGUCUGCAGCCAAACCCUCCGCCCCCGCCACCCAGCUACAUAGCCACAACACCCCCAAAGAGCGUCCUUUCAGUACGACUCCUCCCAUAGAUAUCGCCUCUUCGUCACGGCUGAAGCUGAUGCGGCGCGGACCAGACCGGAAGAGUGACUUCCUGCGGACGCUGAAGGACGAGGUCACCGGUGACCUGACCUCCAGCAGCAGCCCUGGGACACCUGGAGAGGGCAAGAGCAGCACCCCAGAGCCCAAAGCCUACAGCCAGGGAGUCUGCAAUGAGAACGGCCUGUCUCACUCCCUCAGCGACUCAGACACUGAUCACUUGUCUAGCUCACUGGAGGCAGAACACCGGUUACUGAAGGCCAUGGGCUGGCAGGAAUACCCAGAAAACGAUGACAGCUUCCUGCCCCUGACUCAGGAAGAGCUCAGAGAGUUCCAGACUAAAACUGAACAUCUGAAGAGGAAUGGGAUCAUCUCCCUCCACUUCACCCACUGGAGGUGUGUGGCCGAGGCCCACUUACAAAAGGACGAGGGCUCCGAGUCUGAAACCAGCAGCCAGACCUCAGAUGACGAUGAUGUCAACCUGACGAAGUGGCUUUAAAGAACAAACACACACCCCUCUCGUCUUCAGAACACCUGUUUGACUUAUUCUUGCACAAGGGGAAAUUCCAGUGGAGGGGGAAGUUCCUGCUUAGCCAUGCAGAUGUAUUUGUCCUGCGUUGCACCUCUUCCCCCUCGCUUUGUGGAACUGAGUGUUUGUCAAGGGAAGGGCAAUGCACAUCUGAUUUAAGAGACUAACAAUAUUAAAAUGGUAUCCUGACAUGUUUCAAUAGGAAUCAGGCCUUGGUGUUCUGAUUGUGUCUGAAUGAGUUGGAUUGCGUUCAUGGUUAAUCAAUGACAUCACAUGGAUUCAGUCACCAGACAACUGUCUAAUAGUGUUAACCGUGCUGGGUGGUCUAGCAGUUAGGGCUGGAUUCAAUUUUUAUCCCAGUUCUGUGUUAUAGCUCGAUUGAAAUUUAAAGGCGACGUUCACGGUGAACGCUGCAUGUCAGCUCCAUCGGAAAGAACCUUCAUUUUAACAGAUCUUCUACUAUACGGAUUGAAUCCAGCUGCUUAACAGUACACAAACAUGACAGUCAAUAAUUCCCAGUUUCACACCUCUCCCAUAAAUCAAAUGAAGAAACCAUGCAGACUUGUUACCACUAAGCCAGAGACUUAGGCCUAGAUUCAAGCAGUGCGGUUGGAAUUGCAAGGCAAUAUCCCUGCGUUCGGAGCCUGCACUCACAGUAAACCCUGCAUGUCGGCUCAACCUGAAUUUACCUUAAUUUCAAUCGCACUAUACUUCAGCAAUAGGGAUUGAAAUGAGCCGUUAGUGGUUUAGCAUUGUGCUACCGACACUAGUGUGACCUUCUGCUCCUACGCCAAAGUAUUUCACGAUUUCAGCUGGGAUGGCCACAGCCAGGAAUACCAUAAGCAUACAAAUUCAUUAUGUUUAGAGUACUCCAUUGAUCAAUGUGAGGAGGAACUGGGACAGUAGUUUGUUUUUCCAAGAGGUGGGUCUUCUUUUUGAAGUCUACACAAAUCAAAGUUGACAAAUUGAUCAAGUAGGUAGUCUUUAAUGAUCUGGUACAAAACCUUACAAAUAUGAAAAAGAGGUACACAAUAGGAACAUGACACAAUUACAACUUGAUCUGCAGUAGGACGAUGUGAUGACAAUCAGGAAUUGGCAUCAAAGUCACCAGGGCUUCACUGGCUGCAGGGGGAAACAUGAGAAUAAUCACAAUGAAUGCAUCACUGAAGUCACAAAAAGCCACACAUGCUAUUGAAUGUGAAAAGAGCAUAGGGUGAUUUACUUUAUACAUUUAAAAAAACAAGUUGAGUAGUACAUGUAGGUAUUCCAUAACAACCUUACAGGUUGUCUUGGGCUCCCGAGUGGCGCAGCGGUCUCAGUGCUAGAGGCAUCACUACAGACCCUGGUUCGCUUCCAGGCUGUAUCACAACUGGCUGUGAUUGGGAGUCCCAUAGGGCAGUGCACAAUUGGCCCAGCAUGGCCAGGGUAGGCUGUCAUUGUAAAUAAGACUGUUCUAAACUGACUUGCCUAUUUAAAGGAUAAAUAAAGUCACUACUUGCAGUGGAAAAUGUCAUUGUAAAUAAGACUGUUCUAACCUGACUUGCCUAUUUAAAGGAUAAAUAAAGUCACUACUUGCAGUGGAAAAUACAUACUCCAUA
This is a messenger RNA of Salvelinus fontinalis (brook trout), 5345 nucleotides long. Its product is annotated as vasculin-like protein 1. Gene Ontology annotation, molecular function: RNA binding; DNA binding. Lineage: Eukaryota; Metazoa; Chordata; Actinopteri; Salmoniformes; Salmonidae. The transcript is spliced from 11 exons. Gene Ontology annotation, cellular component: nucleus. Bases 2221 to 3717 code for a protein of 498 amino acids. Gene Ontology annotation, biological process: positive regulation of DNA-templated transcription; DNA-templated transcription. The record is from RefSeq and is a predicted model, not a curated record.